AUGUCUUCACCAAACAAUGUUCCACCUGCACCCGCUCCCGCGCCUAUUCCAUUGCCUCAUCAAAAGCAACCUACUAAGAAAUACUCUGAAGGGAGCAUGUACGAAGAUCUUUCACCUGAAGAUGUAGAGGCUUGGCAUCGUCGUUACCGAGAUUAUAAGAAGUGGAGACAGGAGAUUUCAGUGAAACAAGUGACCAAGCCUAAGAUUGGGGUGAACAGUAAAGGCGGCAGUGUGCACUUGGGGGAAAGUGUAGGAGUAGGACCAGCAGAUUGGAAUUGGCGUGAACCUUCCGAAUGUGGAACUAUACCUACUACAAUCAUCGAAAGAGCCUGGGAGACCGCAAGGGCUACAACGACAAGUCAAUUAAGACCACAAGCUGAACCUCCCGCUCCUCCUCCACCUACAUCUCGGAUCUCCAAAAAAGUGUCCAACAAAGCUUUAAAAGCUAAAGUCGAGACUGUCGAUACUUUCACUACUUCUCCAUCUCAGGCUACAAUCGUAGUAUCAACUGCUCGAUCUCCCUUGUCCGAAAGGCCGCUUCCACCUCAGAAUGUAAAUCAGUCUCAACCAAAUCUGGUAAAGUCCAAGACCCCCACCACCUUCCACAUCGAAGCCCAACCCCCUACUAGUAAAUCAGUUACUCAGAAGCCUCUGACAUCUCAAAAGUCUCCUUCUCAAACUGUUUCUGGAGUUCAGGAUCCGAUCCGAUCCCAUCACGGCGUUCUCGUCCCACAAGCCCCAUCCAGAAACAAUAACCUGUCUACCGCCUUCUAUACAACUCAAAAGCCCAUGUUAACUAGCAAUCCAACACGCCCAGCUCCAACGCCACUCCUUGCUUGUCCACCGUCAUCAGCAAAGGUCUCGCAAUCAGUUUCCGAAAGCAAAGUCGGAUCACAUCAUUCCUCAAAAAAAAGCGCAUUGUUGAUCCCUGGAGAACAAAUCGUGCCUUCACCUACAUUGUCUGCGAAGUACGCCGAAAGGGAAGCAUAUAUCACUUCCGCUCUCUCCUUACCGCUGGAUCUGUUAGCCGAGACUAAUGCUCCCCCGAAAGUAACUACAAGCUCUCAAUUGACGACAGGUAGACUAGAUUCAUUAUUGGGCAGAACCAGAGAAGGUAGCAAAACAAAGGUUAGUCAAAGAUCAGCUGGAAGUGGUACUCCACCCCCAUCUGUAAGAAGUGAAACGCUACCAGAGAAAAUCGCAAGCCAAAUUGAGGGAAAUAAAAGUCAGACUGCAAGGGCUAUAGCUAGUAAUACUGUACCAUCGACGAGUGAUAUCUCAGAUCAUAGAGAACAUCACUAUCAAAGUUCAAACCAUCUUCCUAUCCCUAUCCCUGGUGCUCCUUCCGCAAGACCGAAAACGUCAUCGGGUGCAACGAUCUUGAAAGCUGCUAAUCAGCCCUUACCGCCAUCUGCGCCCACGCAGUCUCAGAUAUCAACCAUGAGUGUCGGAUCUACUAAAUCUUCCCAAAAUCAAUCCAAUAUCCCCUGCAAGCAACAGGCGCAUCUAAACAGCCCGGCAGCAUCGGAAGCGACAGUCAUCCGAGCAGCUCGAGAACCCCUGCCACUAUCCAUGACUGCGUCGUCUCGUGCCGAAACAAUUAGGAUCCCAGUCUCUGCAAGAACAGCUUUCGCCUCGUCAGGUCCCCCGACAAGGGAUGCUUCGACAGAAGCAAUUGUUCUGCGAGCUAAUCGGAUCCCACCUCCAGUUACAACAGGACAAACAGGUACACAACGGUCCCGGGCAUCGUCUGCUGUUCCACCACAAUCGAUUCUCGAUUCACCUCGGAAUGUUCCACUUCCUUCAACACAUUUGACAACUCCUUCUGCGUUCACAAAGUUGGAGCUAGGACGGACACCGCUCUCGCACAGGCGACAAAUGCCUCUUCCUCGUCCUGCGCUUACUCCCAAAUCCUCUGUUGACGGCUUGACGAAAUCUACUUCCUUUGGAAGACGACAUAGGGACCCCUCAGUAGGUGAUCUAACAGCGCAUUUUGAACCGAGCAUGUAUCCCCUUCCUCCCAAUGGCGCCACUCUAUUCUCAAGUCCAGAGCCUACAAGCAUCAUAGUAUCUCGAGCGAUCGACGAUCAAGUAGUCUCUACUAUGGUCCAAACCUUACCUCCUCCAGCAUCCGUGAUCAUUAAGACAGAAACAACUCCCCAAGCCAGGUCAAACCGGUCGAUACCUCCCUCCCCUCCGGGCACAAGAGCAGCUGCUAUCCUCCUUCCACCAUCUACAGCUAUACUAUCAGCCAGGUCAAUACCCGAUACACAGCCUUCUGCUCCUGCACCUAGCCUUGCUUCACCUCCUGCUCCACCUCCUCCGCUGAUGACUUCACCUGCUCAACUAAUUCAACCUUCAUCCAUGAUUCCUGAUGCUGCUGUACAAGCUUCGUCAUCUAGUCAUAUGAAAUCGGAUGCUCAUCUCGCCAAUGAUCCUGUUAACUCCACCUCCUAUAGAGCGCCAAAAAAUCAUCCUCACAUACACUUCUCCCCUGGUCAAAUCUCCCGGUCUCUACGAUCGGAUGACGAUCACGUUUCUUUUGAGGUUCCAUCUGGAUCGAGAGGUAGACUUAGAGUGACUCUUAACUGGCUAAGGGACGGUGGAAAGUCAGACAGAGGGUCUCCUAAGGAAAAGCGGCUCAGUAUUGUUGAUGGAGAGAGACCUCCGCCUCUACCUGCCAAGACAUCAAGCUUGAUGACUCGAGUGACAGGUAGAUCCAAAGCAGAAGAAUCACAGGGGAAGUCUACUCAAACGACAUAUCCCGCUGAUCUACCUCCACAAGCUGCACAAUCUCAUCCCUUGGCAGAACAAGAACGGCUCAAGUUGUUUCCUUCACCGCCAAAGCGUGAAAGCAUCAAAUCGCCCUCGCCGAAUGAUCUGUUCACAUCACAUCUUCAACAGCAACAGCAACAACAUCAUACAGGUCCUGCACCAUUCUAUAACCCUUAUUAUUCCGGUGCCACUCUACCUGCAUAUGCAGCUGCCAUGCCUCAAGUGUACAACAUGUUCUCGCCUCCAUUGACUUAUCCUCAACCUGGCUUACCUACUUGGCACGAUGCACAAUAUCGGUCCGUUCAAGGUGUGGGACAACCGACUUUACCUAAUGAUCAGUCUAGUCCUGCGAGGGAAAGUGUUGACCCACCCUCAGAUGAUGACAUACCUUCUCCCCCACAUCAACUACCUCAUAUCUCACAGCAGAAUCCACCUCAAACAAUGGGAAUGGACGGGCAUUCUCGGUUAAUACCACAACAGCGAUAUUGGGAUUACCGGAAUAGGAAUGAGCAAAAACCCUCAAUGUGGCAGAAGAUGUUUCGAAGACCAACACAGCACGGUUUCGGAGAAGACAAUCUAGGUCCAGAUGAUAGUGUGACUGUCCGAAAUUGGAGAAAAGACGUUAUGCCAGGUCGAGCACCAACACUGGUACCUCAACCUGGAUUACCUCCAAGGGCCCUCAUGCCUCAAAUAGGACCAACGAUAUCACCCUCUGGCUAUCUACCAAAUGCUCAUCGGAAUGCGCCUGGAACGACAUUGUAUAACACUAGAGGAGCUUACUCGCGAAGAGAGAGACAACCUAAUUUUUGGGAUAAAAUGAUAUACACUCGUCCAGAUGAUCAGACGAGAUAUCAUAAUGCUCCAAGACGGAAUGGAAAUCUGAACUUACCUUAUCCUGCUCCUCGACCUCCAAGAGAGACCAGAAGUAUCUUCAAUACUUCGAAAGCAGUCAAAGAGAAUGCUCGUUCUAAAAUUGACAGAUCAGGAUAUCAACCUAUUCUUCCAAUUCGUAAGGAGGAGGUUGGAGUGAAAACAUCAAGGAGAGCAGGUGAUGAACGGUAUACAGCUAUACAGCGAGAGAAGGAAGAAAGAAGAAGGCAACGUGCUGCAAGGAGAGAUGAAAGAGCUAAUAAGAUCGUGCCGUACUCAACGGAAAAGAAUGGAUUGAGAAGAGACCAGUUUGCUCAAGCUGGACAACAAGAUAGACCAAUCGAUUUGGGAGGUCCAAGAGGCGGUAGAUCAAAAACUAUGAUCGGUGAUUGGGUAGGGCAGUUCGGCAUAGGACAGAUGCAAACGCCCAAAAAGGCAAAUGCAGCUCAGAAUACACAGAAUCAAUUCCAAUCUCCGCUGAGGAGUCGAGAACAUGGUCAAAGUCAAGCUUUGGGAAGAAGUGGGAGUCAACAAAAAGGUAGGACUAUCAAAAGGACUCGGACAGUGGACCAACGAGCGGCUGGUACGUCAGGUGCGAAUAGCAAUGGUGCAGGGAUUGGCUUUACGAGAGCGCUAGGAAUGCUUGCACGACUAGGGGGAAAUCGAGAUCAGAAUAGUAAAGCGCAGACGGCAGAUAGGAGUUGA
This is a messenger RNA of Kwoniella shivajii, 4350 nucleotides long. RefSeq lists its product as uncharacterized. Bases 1 to 4350 code for a protein of 1449 amino acids. The transcript has 3 exons. Lineage: Eukaryota; Fungi; Basidiomycota; Tremellomycetes; Tremellales; Cryptococcaceae. The record is from RefSeq and is a predicted model, not a curated record.